UUGUCUUAAAUUUAGAACAUUACAAAACAUAAUUAAUUGUUCUUUUGCAUACGUUUGGCAUUAGAGCUUAUCAUUAUAUUAUAUAUAUACACCACAAGCAUAGUCGCAAAAAACCCACACCGUUUGUGGCCAACAACCAAAAAUAUUCCUCGGUUUCUUAUACAGUACAUAUUUCUUUUGAUACAUUUCAUUUUGUUUAUUGUAUGCCAAACUUUGACCCGACUGACCUGCAUUGCAUUCGACAUUGUCCUCCAUAACUCUGACUGCAGCUUCCACCGCAUCCAAUACGUUAUCCUGUCGAAGCAGAGUUUCCCAUCCCACGACCGCUGCCGAUCUGGUCACCUCCAGCUUUGAUGCGUUUCUCUCAUCAGGAAAAUAUCCGGCCCCAGAGUGAACUAUUAUUGAGGGCUGAAUCAUAGUUAUCUUAGGCCUGAAAUAAUCAAUAAGUGGUUUCGAAAACACCGACCCAACAACAGGUUUUGAUACUAUUUACUAGCAAAAAUUUUCGUGUUUUGCAACUUUGUAAAGCUCAUCGAUUCAGGGCGAAGUGAACCAGACGUGAGUGUUGAUAAUUUAGUUAUACUCGAACAAUAUGAAGACUUCCUCGUCUCUCACUUCCGGUUCGUCAUCACCGACGCUGAGCAAUGAAGAAAUUGGACGGUAUAGUCGCCAAAUGAUUCUUCCAGAGUUGGGACGCCAGGGUCAAGAGAAACUGAAAGGGAGUGGUGCACUCAUCGUUGGCGUUGGUGGACUCGGCUCCCCGGCUUCAAUGUUUCUUGCAGCGGCUGGAGUGGGUCGUAUUGGCUUAGUCGAUUACGACGUCGUGGAAAGGAGCAAUCUUCAUCGUCAAGUUGUCCACAGUGAGAAAACGGUUGGAAUGUCAAAGGCCAAGUCAGCUCAAAAUUUUCUCUCAAACCUCAAUUCUCACGUUAUCAUCGACAUUUACGAGGAACCCUUCACGAAUAGUAAUGCAAUCUCCAUCGUGUCCAAAUAUGAUGUUGUCCUUGACUGUACGGACAACGCAGCGACACGUUAUUUGCUCAAUGAUGCUUGUGUCCUGGCUAAGAAAACGCUCGUUUCCGGAAGUGCAUUGCGGUUUGAGGGCCAGCUAAUCACGUAUAAUUAUGCGGAUGGACCCUGCUACAGGUGUUUAUUCCCUAUUCCACCACCACCCCAAUUUGUCACCAAUUGUUCCGACGGAGGAGUCCUAGGAGCUGUUCCAGGAACGAUUGGAACUCUUCAAGCACUGGAAGCUGUCAAGCUUUUGAGUGGUAUGGGACCUUCGUAUGUCGGGAAAAUGCUCAUGUUUGACGGAGUAACUGGAUCAUUUCGAGAAGUGAAAUUAAGGUCGCGACAAAAUGGAUGUGCAGUUUGUGGAGACAAUCCAAAAAUUACGGAAUUGUUGGAAGAUUAUCCAGCAUUUUGUGGAUCUGGUUAUGAUGACAAAGAAAAAAAUGUUGACUUACUUUCGACAAGCGAUAGAAUAACCCCACAAGAAUACGACCGGAUCCGUACAUCCAACAUUCCACAUAUUCUACUUGACGUUAGGGAACCUCAAGAACUUGGAAUUUGCUCACUUCCUAAUGUUUCUAAGAACGUUCCCUACUCUGGAAUGGAUUCAGAAAUGACCAUGAUGGGGUUGGAAGACUUUUUUCUUCAGCAUCAACAAGAACUCCAACAAUCCAAAAAUGGAACUUCCUCAUCAUCUCCACCUAUUCCCGUGUUUGUUGUGUGUCGUCGCGGAAAUGACUCGCAACGUGCUGUGAAACUUCUACAAGACAAGUUCUCCGGACUCUCCCUCUCCUUCAAGGACAUUCAGGGUGGACUUCAUGGUUGGGCAAAACAUGUAGAUACCAACUUUCCAAUCUAUUGAUCUAGCUAUCUACAUAUCCAUUGAUACAGUUUCUACUUUUGUAUCCCAUUUUUAUUGUAUUCAUACUUUGGCAGUUUUGUAAAGUACUUAAACUAGUCGUCUUACCCUUCCUGGUGGGUACAUGUUUUUAAUUGGUGUUUUUGGUUAACUGCUGUUUGAUAUAAAAAUAAAGUGGUUAUUGUAAAUUAACGUUAUUUUUAUUUUGAAAUAUAAAAUGUUUGUUCCGAA
Folsomia candida is the source of this 2101-nucleotide messenger RNA. RefSeq names its product adenylyltransferase and sulfurtransferase MOCS3 (gene Uba4). Gene Ontology annotation, cellular component: cytoplasm; cytosol. Gene Ontology annotation, molecular function: thiosulfate-cyanide sulfurtransferase activity; URM1 activating enzyme activity; adenylyltransferase activity. The record is from RefSeq and is a predicted model, not a curated record. The coding region runs from base 593 to 1873 and encodes 426 amino acids. NCBI's taxonomy places the organism in Eukaryota, Metazoa, Arthropoda, Collembola, Entomobryomorpha, Isotomidae. The transcript has 8 exons. Gene Ontology annotation, biological process: tRNA wobble position uridine thiolation; protein urmylation.